GUAAGCCCUCCCCCACAUCCUCCGGCGUACAGUCAGAUAUGUUGCUCCCGCAGGAGCGACUCUUUAAUUAAGCGUGCAGCGGGGAGAUUUGUUGCCUCCCAGCCCAGCCCCGCUCCCUUUGCUCUCCUUUGAAGGAAACUUGUACGGGAUUCGGGACGGUGUCACCGCCACGGGGCCGUGCAUGGAUUUUACCGAGAUGCACGAGGAGCUCUUAAAUCCUUUGAGAUAGACGGAGGUCUUAUUUCCUGGUUUUCACGUUUCAUUGAAGCUCUUGUUUGCUAAGCUCGGAGGACACUGAAUGAACAGCUGGAUUUAAGGCGUUUGUGGAGUAUGGGUACAACUGCCAGUACAGCGCAGCAGGUGGCCACAACAUCGCCCCCUAAUGACAAUGUCCAGGGAAAUGGAGGCGGAAGUUCCAGCACAGAAGACAGAAAUUCCCUGAGCAUCCAUUCAUUUCAGACUGUGAGCAUCCACAACAAGGCCAAAUCUAUCAUCACCAACAAAGUGGCACCAGUAGUAAUCACGUAUAAUUGUAAAGAAGAGUUUCAGAUUCAUGAUGAUUUGCUCAAAGCCAAUUAUACUGUUGGAAGGAUAUCUGAGACAAUGCCAGAACACUAUCUUGUACAGGGUAAAUAUUUCAUGGUCCGAGAUGUAUACAGCAAGUUAGAUGUGUUAAACACUACAAGCAGUUGUGGAGCGCCAAACUUUCGCCAGGCGAAGGGUGGAUAUGAAGUGUAUGGAAUGGGCCAACCCAGCCUAAAUGGAUUCAAACAAGUACUGCAAAAGCUUCAGAAUGAUGGGCACAAGGAAUGUAUAUUCUUUUGUGUACGUGAAGAACCUGUACUUUUCCUGAGACUAGAAAACGACUUUGUGCCUUACACUCCCAGAAGGAAAGAAAACCUGCAUGAAAACUUGCAUAGUUUGGGAAAAGGACUAAGAGUAGAGAACCUAGAACUUUCCAUUAGAAAAGAGCUUUACGACUUUGCUCAGCUCAGUGAGAACAGCUAUUUUGUUUAUAACGACAUAGAACUGUUUAAAGAUGAGCCUCACUCCAUGAAAAUACAAUGUGAAGAUGAUAUUCAUGUAACUGAAGAAGUGUACAACAGACCUGUCUUUUUACUGCCUUCAUACAGGUACCAUCGUUUGCCCCUUCCUAUGGAUGGUGCCCCACUGGAAGCACAGUUUGAUGCCUUUGUACAUUUUCUCAGGGAAAACCCAUGCCUCUUGUCACUGCAUGAUGCCAGCCAACCACCACCUGCCUUACUUUUUAGCUGCCAGACAGGUGUUGGCAGAACAAACUUAGCCAUGAUUCUUGGAACACUGGUGCUCUAUCACCGCAAAGGAGCUCCAGAAAAGUCCGAAGACACAGCCCAGGACACAAGUGGUUUACCAAAGGAACGUUUUCAGGUCAUACAGAAUUUUAUUAACAUGGUGCCAAAUGGUGAAAAAAUUGUUGAUGAGGUUGACAGUGUGAUUACGUUAUGCUCUGAAAUGCACAAUAUAAAAGCAGCAAUAUGUGAGUUUAAAAAGAAGCUGGAAGGUAUUGGCGAAGACUACCAAAUUCAGGGAAGUAGUACCAAAGAAUAUUUUCUGCGUGGAACUCUUAAUAGCCUGGACCGUUACUUUUAUCUUGUUGCUUUCAACUACUACCUUCACGAGCAGUAUCCUUUGGCCUUUGCGCUGAAUUUUAGUCGAUGGAUGUGUAUGCACCCAUGGAUUUACAGACUGCAAGCGAAUAUGAAUCUCUCAGAGCUUACUUUAUCUGGGGAACUUGUAACAAAAGGAACACGGGUAUUGGUGCUAGAUGAACGCUUCUCUCCAGAUGUGCUGAGCACUAUGAAAGAAAUGAGCGUUGCCAACUUUCGAAGGGUGCCUAAGAUGUCAAUUUAUGGAACUGCCCAACCAAACUCCAAGGCUACAGGUUGUGUCCUUAAUUACUUGACUGAUGCCAAGCGAAAAUAUUCCAACAUUCUAUGGGUGAACCUUCGAGAGGAUAUUGUGUUGGAGGGCAACGAGCAGAUCUACACCCUUAGGGAACCAGAACAUUUGGAGCAACCUAUUGCAGUACCUGUAACAUCCCCAGAACAACUGGAGAAGUUAGAGGCGACUGUGGCAAAUCAUGUCCUUACCUCUCAGAAGUGGUUGGAUGUUUACCUCGAACAGGACAAACAGAUGAAAAUGUUUAAGACGUGCCAGACAGUGCAGGAGGUUUUUAACCAACAGAAGAGUACGUGCCCAGGGCUGGUGUACAGAAGGAUUCCAAUUCCAGAUUUCUGUGCCCCUAGGGAGCAGGAUUUUGACAGGAUUCUCCAGUCUAUGAAGAGCAUCCUUGCAGAGGACUCCAAAGCUGCUUUUGUAUUUAACUGUCACGGAGGCAAAGGGAGGACAACGACUGCAAUGGUUAUUGCCUUACUCACCCUCUGGCAUUUCAAUAGCAUUCCUGAAAUGACUGAGGAUGAAAUUGUAAGUGUGCCAGAUGCCAAGUAUACCAAAGGAGAGUUUGAGGUUGUGAUGAAGGUUGUUCAGCUUCUGCCGGAUGGGCACAGAAUGAAGAAGGAAGUGGACAUGGCACUCGACAGCGUUAGCGAGACAAUGACUCCCAUGCAUUAUCACCUUCGAGAAAUCAUCAUAUGCACUUAUAGACAGAUUAAGACAGCCAAAAAUGUCAAAGAAAUGCAAAUGCUCCAACUAAGAAGCCUUCAGUACUUGGAGCGAUACAUCUACCUAAUCCUUUUUAAUGCCUACCUGCAUUUGGAGAAGAAGGAGACUUGGCAAAGACCUUUCAGCACUUGGAUGUAUGAAGUGGCAUCCAAAGCCGGAGUUUAUGACCUACUAAAUCAGCUUGGAUUUAGCGAAUUUGAGAACCCUGAAGACCAGCCUUUGUGCCGACUGCGUUAUCGCUGGCAACAGCAAAACGCUAACACUCUGCCAUUCCGUGGAGAGUUUAUUUAGAACACAAAUGACCGAUGGACCAAUAAGAUGACCAGUUUACUUAACAGAGAGCCAUUUUGGAGCUUGAGAAGACUGCCUUAAGGAUUCAGGACGGAAACAAAAACCUACCACCCAGAAGAUGCCUAGCGGAAUUAUUAUAAUCACUAUAAAUAUGCAUGAAAAGUACUCGUUACUUGGUUGGAGUAGGCAGUUAAGCAUUGUAUAGUUUCUAACAGGGUUAUAUCGUCAUUUUCCAUUCCACCAAAUCUGAUGUCACAAUUGAGCUACAUACCCUCUAUUUUACAACGUUAAAACUGUGUACUGUAGGGUUAAAUAAUGCAAUUAUAUUCAUCAUAGUCAUUGCUACGAUUGGGUUAUUAUAUCAAUCUUUUAUUUAGUUUAUCCCUUAAUGACACGUUUACCUUUGUAAAAGAGUGUAUAUUUAAUAUUUUUACUUAUCUUGGUUGAACAUGUUUAGAAAGGGUAGGCCAAAAAUUCUGAAAGGCAGUAAGGCGGCUAGGAUUUGUUAUAUUACCUAGUCUGCUUUGUAUUGUAGUGUGAUUUGCAAAUGUGUGAAAGUAAUUCUUAUUUCAUGAAGCAGGAAUAGCCUGACUCUUUAAUAUGUUUGGAAACUUUGCUCAUGAGGAAAAAAACAUAAA
This is a messenger RNA of Spea bombifrons (plains spadefoot toad), 3590 nucleotides long. RefSeq names its product phosphatase domain containing paladin 1 (gene PALD1). Bases 331 to 2952 code for a protein of 873 amino acids. The record is from RefSeq and is a predicted model, not a curated record. NCBI's taxonomy places the organism in Eukaryota, Metazoa, Chordata, Amphibia, Anura, Pelobatidae. The transcript has 20 exons.